Molecule: messenger RNA, 966 nt
Organism: Dentiscutata erythropus
Lineage: Eukaryota; Fungi; Glomeromycota; Glomeromycetes; Diversisporales; Gigasporaceae
Source: the annotation of a GenBank genome assembly
AUGUCGUCCAAUGAUAAUCUUUCAUCUCGAUUAGAAUUACAGAAACGUCUUCAACAUCGGUUAAAAAGUAGAACCGAUACGACUAGUAGACCGACGCCAAGAACCUACGAUCAAUUGCCACAAUAUUUACAGCAAGUCCUUCCCGAUAAUUAUACGUAUAUUAUAAAAUCUUAUAAAGAAAUCGACCUUGAAAAAAUUGAAGGAGCACCAACCGCAGCUUUCGAUUCAACUUUUUAUGUAAAUAUCGCAUCAACUGAAGCGAUCGAAGAAUGGAGAUCAGCUUUUCAUAAUAAAACAGGAACCGUCUUUCGUAUUACUCGUGCUGAUAAAGUUAAAGGAAUUAAAGUUAUUUAUCAUAAAGAUUUCCAUUGUCGACACGCUGAUAUCGCUGCUAUCAAGUAUAUGCAAAAAACCUAUGCUCAAAAAGCCGGUCAAAGAAGAAGUCGAAAUACGAAUUGUCAAUGUUUAGCAAAAAUUCGUCUUGAAAAAAGUCGACUUAAUCUAUCUCAUCCUUGCGAAAUUCAUCUUUUAUAUAAUCAUAAUCAUCCAUUAGAAACUUUAAAUGUUACUCCUCAAACUCCUUCAAUUGCUUCUGUCGGUUCUACAAGUGAUGAAAGCGGAAAAAGUACUCCUCAACAUAACUUGGAAUUUGAAUCAACUCAAGAUGAUUUACACCAAUCCUCUCCUCUUUCCACCACUUUCGUUUUAAAUAAAUUUCAUCAAUUCGUUAAAGAAAUCGAUUUAGAUAUAUUAAAAGGUGACAAUGAAUAUUGUCAUGGUAUUAUCAAGUUCAUGGAAUCUUAUCGGCAAGCAAGUCCUCCAUUGGAUAAAAGACCUUUAAAACGCGCUGCUACUGAUCCACUCGUUCAAGAUAUUGAUUUACAAAAUAUUUCUUCACGUAAAAGAAGAUCGACCAAUACGAAAAGACCAAACAUGAAUAUCCUCGGGCAAAAUCUGAAUGAAUAA